GCCCCCGCUCCCCGCCUUCCCUCCUCCUCCCGCCCGGUCGCCCCCCCACCGCCUGUGACCCUCCCCCCCGGCCGCCUCCGGAGCCCGACGCGAGUCUUCACUUGUUUUGCUCCAAUGCUUCUGCCUACAGUCAUCAUCUUAACCUUCCUGUUGGAUCAUUUUCAUCGUUCUAAUAUGUUCUGUAUUUUUUAAAAUCAACAAACAGGCUUCAGCCAGUCAACCAAACCAAACAAAGACACGACUAGCUAUUGGAGCUAGCACGUUGUAACUGGAUUCUGCAGAGCAUAUACUUCUCUUGUCUUGGUUGGAUGCACAAAUCUGUGUGCAGUGCUUUUUGCCCGUUGCCUAGACGAUCACUUGGUUUCUCUGAGGAUGUCUGGUUCUCGUAAAGAGUUUGAUGUGAAGCAGAUUUUGAAAAUCAGAUGGAGGUGGUUUAGCCAUCAAGCAUCAUCUCCUAAUUCUACAGUUGACAGCCAGCAGGGAGAAUUUUGGAAUCGAGGACAGACCGGAGCACACGGUGGGAGAAAGUUUUUAGAUCCAUGUAGCCUACAAUUGCCUUUGGCUUCAAUUGGUUACCGAAGGUCCAGCCAACUGGAUUUUCAGAAUUCACCUUCUUGGCCAAUGGCAUCCACCUCUGAAGUCCCUGCAUUUGAGUUUACAGCAGAAGAUUGUGGCGGCGCACAUUGGCUGGAUAGACCAGAAGUGGAUGAUGGCACUAGUGAAGAAGAAAAUGAAUCUGAUUCCAGUUCAUGCAGGACUUCCAAUAGCAGUCAGACAUUGUCAUCCUGCCAUACUAUGGAGCCAUGUUCAUCAGAUGAUUUCUUCCAAGCCCUUAAUCACGCUGAGCAAACAUUCAAAAAGAUGGAAAACUAUCUGAGACACAAACAGUUAUGUGAUGUAAUUCUGGUUGCUGGUGAUCGCAGAAUUCCAGCUCACAGAUUGGUGCUCUCCUCUGUCUCAGAUUAUUUUGCUGCCAUGUUUACUAAUGAUGUCAGGGAAGCAAGACAAGAAGAAAUAAAAAUGGAAGGUGUAGAACCGAAUUCCCUAUGGUCCUUGAUUCAGUACGCAUAUACAGGCCGCCUUGAAUUAAAAGAAGACAAUAUCGAGUGCCUGUUGUCUACAGCUUGCCUUCUUCAGCUUUCACAGGUUGUGGAAGCGUGCUGUAAGUUUUUAAUGAAACAGCUUCACCCAUCCAACUGUCUUGGAAUCCGGUCUUUUGCUGAUGCUCAAGGUUGUACAGAUUUGCAUAAAGUGGCUCACAAUUAUACUAUGGAACAUUUCAUGGAAGUAAUUCGAAACCAGGAAUUUGUAUUAUUACCAGCCAGUGAAAUUGCAAAGCUCUUAGCCAGCGAUGACAUGAACAUUCCUAAUGAGGAGACAAUACUGAAUGCACUUCUCACUUGGGUCCGGCAUGAUUUGGAACAGAGACGGAAAGAUCUCAGCAAACUUUUGGCUUAUAUUAGGCUACCUCUUCUUGCACCACAGUUCCUAGCAGACAUGGAAAAUAAUGCACUUUUUCGAGAUGAUAUAGAAUGUCAGAAACUAAUUAUGGAAGCAAUGAAGUAUCACUUACUACCAGAGAGACGGCUGUUACAGAGCCCUCGGACAAAACCUAGGAAGUCAACUGUUGGUACAUUAUUUGCAGUUGGAGGAAUGGAUUCAACAAAAGGAGCAACAAGCAUUGAGAAGUACGAUCUCCGUACAAAUAUGUGGACUCCUGUAGCAAAUAUGAAUGGGAGGAGGCUACAGUUUGGCGUGGCGGUCUUAGAUGACAAACUGUAUGUGGUUGGAGGAAGAGAUGGACUGAAGACUUUGAAUACCGUAGAGUGCUACAACCCCAAAACGAAAACGUGGAGUGUCAUGCCUCCUAUGUCUACACAUAGGCAUGGCCUUGGCGUGGCUGUAUUGGAAGGCCCUAUGUAUGCAGUAGGAGGACAUGAUGGCUGGAGCUACCUGAAUACAGUGGAGAGAUGGGACCCUCAGGCUCGCCAGUGGAAUUUUGUUGCCACCAUGUCCACUCCCAGGAGCACAGUAGGUGUGGCUGUACUAAGUGGAAAACUUUAUGCAGUCGGUGGUCGUGAUGGAAGUUCUUGUCUCAAGUCAGUAGAAUGUUUUGAUCCUCAUACUAAUAAAUGGACACUCUGUGCACAAAUGUCUAAAAGGAGAGGCGGCGUAGGAGUCACCACGUGGAAUGGAUUGCUCUAUGCCAUCGGAGGGCAUGAUGCGCCCGCGUCCAACUUGACCUCCAGACUCUCAGACUGCGUGGAGAGGUAUGAUCCCAAAACAGAUAUGUGGACAGCAGUGGCAUCUAUGAGCAUCAGCAGAGAUGCUGUGGGGGUCUGUUUACUUGGUGAUAAAUUAUAUGCAGUUGGAGGAUAUGAUGGACAGACUUAUCUUAAUACAGUGGAGGCCUAUGAUCCCCAGACAAAUGAGUGGACCCAGGUUGCUCCACUGUGUCUAGGAAGAGCUGGGGCUUGCGUGGUGACUGUAAAAUUAUAACUCAGUGCUUUGUUUUCUAAAUGAAGAUAUCCUCUUCCUUUAUGAAAUUAGUAUAAUUAUUCUACUAUCCGUGGAUACAUAUUUAGGAGAUGUGCACCGCCACAUUCCUGGGCACAAAGUGCCUCAUCUCUAAGUGAAGACUUUAAAACAAGGGAGGACAGAGCAGAUGAACCAGGAUGAAAUACUUUCAUUUCUAAGUAAAUUAAAACUGCAGGAGUUCCUGCUGUGGCAUGAUGGGUUAAGGAUCUGGCAUUGCCACAACUGUGGCUUGGAUGGGCUCUGUGGCCCAGGAACCUUCAAAUGCUCUGGAUGAGGGAAAAAAAAAAAAAAAAACUGCAGCUGAUGGAUUAUGAACAUAUGCUCCUGAUAUAAACUGUGUGGACAAAUGCAGCACUCCUAAUCACAACCCAGUGUUAACUGGGAAUUUCAUUUCUUUCAUCAAGCGCAUUGUACUCAUGUUAUUCAGAUUUCUUUUAUUACAGUGCAGAUAUACUAGAUAAAACUUCUAACAUUUCGUUUUGUAACUUUAUCGUAUGUGACUCGCAGUCAUUUUCAUCCAUUUGUUUAACCACAACCACUAUUUUAAUGACACACUAAAGACUAUGCAUUAGGUUUUUUUCAGAAAUAGCUGUAUUAAAUUGGUUUUGGUUAUGGAUUUUAUUUCUCACAUUGGCUUAGUCCAGUGAAUAAAGAAAACCAUUAAAGAGUGAAAACAAUGACCAAAUAAAAACUUGAUAUGAUCUUUGGGAUCUAUUCAAAUAUUCAUUCCAUCUAGAUUUACCAAGAACGCCAUGUUAUGAUAUUCUUAGGUUGGAAUUGAACCAUGGUGUUUUGCAUUAAAUUUAAGAUAUGCAAACUUAUAUGGGGAAAAUAAAUGUUAUAUAACCUCUAAUUUCUUUUACCUAAGUAGUAUUUAAUUAUAUGUUUGUUUUUAUAUUAUUAAAAAGUCUUGAUUUUUGUCUUUUGAUAUUGACAGAACUGUUUGAAUAUUAUAUUUCUCAAGUCUGUAUUUGCUUCCUCUGCCUCGUUUCUUAUCUUUGCCAUUGUGAGUAAUACUUUGUGUUUCUUUGUAAUCAAACAGUUUGGGGGGGAAUGGGCUUACAGAAUGUUUAAAAAAUAAGUUUAAAGUGUUUAUUACCCAAAGUUUUGUACAUUUGUAAACUCUAAUUACACAUGUGAAUGUUAAUACUCUCAGUGAAUUAUUUAUUGUUUGCAAAAAUGCACUGGGCAGUAACAUUUUAUGAUGAAUCCUCUAAGAUAUAGGUCAUUGAUUUAUAUCUUAAUAUAAAAUAAGUAUAAAC
Molecule: messenger RNA, 3800 nt
Organism: Sus scrofa (pig)
Lineage: Eukaryota; Metazoa; Chordata; Mammalia; Artiodactyla; Suidae
Gene: KLHL5
Product: kelch like family member 5
Molecular function (GO): protein binding
Source: RefSeq, a predicted model, not a curated record